Molecule: messenger RNA, 696 nt
Organism: Penicillium malachiteum
Lineage: Eukaryota; Fungi; Ascomycota; Eurotiomycetes; Eurotiales; Aspergillaceae
Product: alpha/beta hydrolase
Exons: 2
Coding region: 1-696 (231 amino acids)
Source: RefSeq, a predicted model, not a curated record
AUGUCUCCUACCGUCCUUUUUGUUCCAGGCUUUUGGGAAGGACCCUCCGUCUUCGAGAAGGUGACCUCUCUCCUCAAAACAGAGGGUGUCACUGCAGAGGUGGCAGAGCUUCCGAGUACGGGAAAAACUUCACCCGGAAAUCCUACCAUGAAAGAUGAUAUCGCAGCUGUGCGCAACCACAUUGAAAACGUUCUCAACUAUGGAGAGGACGCUUUACUCGUUCUGCACUCGGCAGGUGGAUUUCUUGGUAGUGAGGCAAUGCAAGGUUUAGACAAGACAUCUCGCGGAGAUAAACCUGGUGUAAUUGGCAUCGUGUUCCUUGCAGGAGCAGUUUUCCCAGAGGGUUAUGAACACCAGCCUUUGCCUUUUGCUGUUGCUGAGGGUGGAGCUUCUCACUGCGCCCAGCCAGAGCUCUUACUCUUUGGCGACCUACCGGAGACUGAAAAGCCUCAAUGGCUCGCAGCUCUUAAGCCGCAGCCAGCUCAGGGCUGGGACGAUACAGUUCGCUAUACAGGAUGGAAGGAUGUGCCUAGUACCUACCUGAUCUGUGAGGGGGAUAACGCCCUACCAGUCCCGCUCCAAGAGCAACUGGCCGGUCUUGCAGGAAGCAGAAUCGAGAGAUGUAGUGCGGGUCACCUUCCAUUCCUUAGCCAGCCAGAGGAGGUGGUGCGCGUGAUCCAAUCCUCUUUGGUUUAA